This is a messenger RNA of Zingiber officinale, 1960 nucleotides long. RefSeq names its product protein DEFECTIVE IN MERISTEM SILENCING 3-like. The record is from RefSeq and is a predicted model, not a curated record. Lineage: Eukaryota; Viridiplantae; Streptophyta; Magnoliopsida; Zingiberales; Zingiberaceae. The transcript is spliced from 9 exons. The coding region runs from base 319 to 1497 and encodes 392 amino acids.
UAAAUAAAUAACAAAUAAUUUCCUUCCUCACUUCUUCUGCUCUGCCGACGAGUUUCUAUCGUCUUCUGUCAGCGAUCCCACCGAAUCGUUCCCCCCAAUUUGCUUCCCUCUCUUACUGUUGUCCCGCUUCCCGUUGAUUCUUCUGCAAUCUCCGAUCCGUCUUCGUCUUUCUCGUUAGUUCUUUCUGUAAGAAGCAUGAUAUUUGAUGCGGGAAGAUUUUUGAUCGACCGUUGCGCCUUCGGGAAGAAGCCGAGGUGGUGCUGCUCUUUCUGAGCGCAAGAAGAGAAAUCUGCUGCUGGAACUUUGUUGGUUCAUGCAAUGCCGGAGAAAGAGAUCCGUGAAGAUGAUUUCCUGAACUUUGACACCAUAAUGAGCCAUUCGCAGAAAUUAGAAGAAGAGCUACAAAAACUGGGACUGAGAAUUAAACAUCAUGAGGACAACCUGAAAUUUCUCAAGGCUCAGAUUGAUGGAAUUGAUGAAUCGAUUCUAGAUUUGCAAGUUGAACUAGGGAAAUAUCAUUCUAGAGCUCUGGAAACUGAAAACAGCAAUUUAUCUCCUGAGAAAUCUGAAAAUCAUACUGUUGAAAACAUACUAAAGCAAGAGCGAAGUGUGGCUGGUCUAAUAUAUUAUAUGAAACUUGAUCAUGGUCCACUAGCAGCAAAGUUACCAUUGACGAAGGAUGUGCUGGGUGUAGUAGCAACACUUGGGAAAGUACAUGAUGAUAACUUUAGCAGGAUUUUAUCAGAGUACUUAGGCUUGGAGAAUAUGAUGGCUGUAGUUUGCAAGACAUAUGAAGGUGUUAUGGCUCUUGAGAAAUAUAAUAAGGAUGGCAUGAUAGAGAGAAGAUCUGGUCUUAAUGGACUUGGUCUCUCUGUUGCACAAAAUAUACAAGGAAGAUAUCUCGUCUAUUGUAUUGAGAAUUUGAGACCUUAUGUUGGUGAAUUUAUACCUGAGGAUCCACAAAGGAGACUUGAUUUGCUGAAGCCAAGACUAGCUAAUGGGGAAACUCCACCUGAAUUUAUAGGUUUUGCUGUUAAUAUGAUUGAUCUGGACCGUAUGCACUUGGCUUACAUCACACCUAAUGGACUUGGCCUUCGUGAGACUCUCUUUUAUAACUUAUUUUCUCGCUUGCAAGUGUAUAAAACCAGAUCUGGUAUGCAAUGUGCUAUGCCUUAUAUAAGUGAUGGAGCUAUCUCCCUAGAUGGGGGUAUAAUGAAAAACAAUGGGGUAUAUUACCUUGGUGACAGGAACAAUAUUGAGGUAAGGUUUCCAAUAAGCUCAGGGAUAUCAAGGCUACCAGAAAAUGUCAUUGAAACUGAAAAGAACCUCAAGCUUAUAAACUGGAAGAAGGAAAGAUUCUUUGAAGAUAUGAAAAGAGAAGAAACAUUGCUAAACAAAGCAAAGGCAUUGUUUGCAGCCAAAAAGGAAGAGAGCAUAAACUACCUUAAAGAGACUGCACUGAAUUGGAAACAGGGCGUGGAAAAUAAUCAUAACUAGUUUCCAAUGAAGUGAAGAGAUCCAAUGAACACAAACCAAAGAAAAAUUACUUCUGUUUUACCAUGGUGUAGUUGCAUGUUCCCAACUCCCAAGUUCUUGAGAAUUCAUCAAGAUGGACAACUCUCUGAAAGCUUAGCAGAAGAAAGUUUAAGUUAUCUACACAAGAAGAUUUGAAUUUGGCCUCAAUUAGGAAAACGGAUAGCUGACCCGCAUUUUCAUACCCCAUGAGCGGUAUGUAAUCUUGAUGCACCCUACAAACUUUCAUGACCAACUGCUUAGAGCAAUUUUGUACAUGCCAUUUAUUAGGAUGGUGUUUGAAUUAUAGCAAAAUCUUUUUUUAUCUUCCGUAUUUGUAAACAGUAAUCAGCAGUGAGUUUCAUUUCUGAUAUCUAUGAGUGUACCCCCAUGCUACAGACAUAAAUUUGCUGCAUUCACCACUAAAGAGUAGAUAGUUUCAAUUGCC